Molecule: messenger RNA, 1614 nt
Organism: Exophiala spinifera
Lineage: Eukaryota; Fungi; Ascomycota; Eurotiomycetes; Chaetothyriales; Herpotrichiellaceae
Exons: 2
Coding region: 1-1614 (537 amino acids)
Source: RefSeq, a predicted model, not a curated record
AUGGCGGAAGAGACCAUGGAUACCGGAAGCAGAAGCGAUCGCAAGCUGAUGCAAGAGGCGGGCUUUUCAGAAGAACUCAGAGCACGGCUUGAGCAAAGGAUAGCACAGACUAGCUUCAAUGCCGAGAACCAGCGGGCUAUAAGCGAAGCCACUAUGCCUACGUCCGCUGGAAAAGGAACCCGUGACAUAGCUGCCGCAGAGCCAUGGAAAGGCUCAGAAAAUCUUCACGAUGCCGCCUUACGCAUGCUCGAUGACUCCCAAAAGAGACUACGUACACCGAGCAGACCUCCAUCUCUGGGUGGGACAGUCAACCUGCGGCCUGCACCGAAGCAGGGAGUGUCUGCGGCUGAUCGGCUGGCGAAUGCACGAGAUAGAACCUCCCAAUAUGCCAUUAGCCAACAUGAGGAUAUGUCUGCGGAAGAGAAGGAGAAGUACCGCAGAGAAUUGAAGGACAGAUUUUCGCCUGGCGCAAGACCAAUGCCUACGUCCCUCCAAGGCCUGACAAGUCUGGCGAACGAGAGAAUAGAAAAUGCCAUCGCCCGCGGUCAGUUCAAGAACAUUUCUAGGGGCAAGGGUAUCAAUGUGGAGAGAGAUUAUAAUGCAAACAGUCCAUUCCUGGAUACAACAGAAUAUUUCAUGAACAAAAUCAUCCAGAAACAGGAAAUCGUCCCGCCAUGGAUCGAGAAGCAACAAGAGCUAGUCAAAGCAGUGGCUACUUUCCGUGGUAGGCUCAGGAACGACUGGCGCAGGCAUGCUGCGAGACUGAUUUCUAGUUCGGGUGGCAGUGCCGAUGAUCAGGUCCGGCGAGCAAAGGCCUAUGCUCUGGCGGAAGAGAUUGUCAACCCUAGGGUGCGCAGAGUCGAAAACCUCAGUUCUAUCGCCCCAGAUGGCAGUUUGACGAGUGUGACAGUCGAAGAAAGAAUUGCAGCGGGUAUCCCAGCCGAGACUUCCGAGUCGUCGGCGGCAACAUCGUCAGGCACGCAAGCAGAGCAAGCACCCGAAGUAAUACAGAUCGAGGUGACUGAACAGCCAGCGGAGAGCGCGCCGGUUGCAACCACUGAACCAAGCACAUCAGACACCACGGAUUCUCCUAGCCGCCCAGCCGUCGACGACUCAGCACCACCUAUGCCGAGCUCCACCUCGUCACCGCCACGGCCACCGCAGCAACUACAGCCCCGACCUGUGAGGCCAGCUGCCCAUGUCUUCCGCGACCCAGCUUGGGAAAAAGCUGAACUGGCAUACCACACACUCGCUGUCCAGGAGCUCAACGCCCUCACGCGCUCCUAUAACUUGAUGGCUCCUAAGAUCGCCCAGAAGCCUUACUACACUCUCGACCGAGAGUUGAAACGUUGCUUUGCAGACGUCGCCCCAACCUUAGCCGAUGAGAUCCUCGAACGCAGUCGCAAACCAUUCGUCAAGAUCAACGUCAUGCCGCAUCAAGAAGGAGGCGUCCUUGAACGAUUCGGGGCUGGAGAGAAGUACCAUGGCCACCACGGCAGGAUCCGCGACGAGGGCCAUGGUAAAGAGUAUGGAUUUCGGCAGUUUUGGAGAGAUCUCUUUGGUGGCGGUGGGAAUAGUAAGGAGAAGGAGAAAAGACGCGAAGAAGUUGUUUGA